GUCAUGGUGUAGUAUGGUUCUGGUUCUGACACACGGAAUCUAUUCUGGGGCCCAAAAUGCUGUGGACGUUCUGCGCCUGGACAGUGACGCUGCUUUACACCUGCUCCAGAGGACACGACACCCCGCUCGAAGGAUACGCCCUCUCACCAUCAGGGUACCAUGUGUGUCCCGGGAUCGAGACCGUUGCCAUGACCACCGUGAUCUCCCACCAGAGCGCGUACACUGAGAUGACGCCGUGCGGCGGGUGGCUGCCGUGGAAAACGUGUAAUGUCACGCGCUACAGAACCGUCUACCAGACUCAGGUCGUCACCUCGGAGAGACAGGUGAUGACGUGCUGCCAUGGCUACGAGCAACUGGGCAGCUACUGCGCCCCGGCCCUUAACAGGAGCUCAGAGUUUACGGCUAAACCUGGAGCAUGUCCCGGACAUGCUGUCCCCGGCCCGGGCUCGCGGUGUCACUGGGACACAGACUGUCCCGGCUGGCAGAAGUGCUGUCAAGCAGGAAACCAGACGCAGUGUGUGGAGCCUCAGAGUCACGUGAACCUGAGCUCGUGGCUGAACGUGACGGUGACGGUGAAAGCGGCGUACAGUUUGGUGAACACCAGCAGGGGAAUCUUCAACCACACACGCCUGCUGCACGCCGCGGUGACAGGCGCUCUAAGCUCUCCCCAGGUCUCAGUGUAUCACACACAUUCAUGGUCUUCAGGAUGGCUCAGUACGUCCUCGAGUCUGCUCCUAGGAUCUUCUCAGCUCCUCUCCAUGACCAACAUCUCUAACACACUCCUGCACCUGCUGGAGAACCUAGAGGAGGUGAUGGCUGUGGAUGUCAUGGAUGUGGAUGAAUGUGCCACGCCCGUGCUGAGAGAGUGCUCUGCUCUGGCCCACUGCAGUAACACUCUGGGCUCCUAUAACUGUACGUGUUCUGGGGGAUCUGCCGAUCUUCAGCCCAGCAGGCCAGGAACACAGUGCAUGAAUACUGCCUCUUCCUCUUCCUCAUCCUCCUCGUCCUCCAGUUCAGGCUCCUCUGAUUGGAACGUAAUUAGCUUCGGGCCGUUGAGGAAACCUUCCCGGCAAACAAGCUCCACUACUCUGUCCACUACUUCGUCCACUACUCUGUUCACUACACCGCCUACCAAUUCCUCCACCACUUUCUUCAACACGUCCCUCAUUUUUCCGUCUCCUGUAGCUCCGUGCCGCUUGAACUCCAGCUCUAUUCCCGCACUUGGUAUCCCUAAGAUCAUCAACCUCUGGGCUGAAAACGUCACAAGCUCCUCCUUCACUCUGUUGUGGGACGUCCCCUCUCAGCUCAACCUCACGUCACGCAUCGUCCUCUUGCACGGGACUCAUCAGCUCGGCCCCUGGGAAACACCACAUUCUCAUUGGAUGUGGACUAACCUUCAACCUGGGGUUCUGUACACCGCUCAGGUGGCCCUGUGUAUGUGUGGGUCUUGUGGAAAUGCCACCGAGCUAAAGGUAAAGACAGAUGGACAGAUUCUUGAAGUUGCUGUCCGAAUAACCAACGUAAACUUCACGGAGGCUCUGCUGAACCCAAACAGUGAAGAGUACAAGAUGUUAAGUGAAAAAGUCAGGAAUGAGACUCUCCAUUUUCUCCCUUCCUGGAUCCUGGACUUGGUUCUCUCGGGGAAGGUGAUAGUGUCAAUCACGCAUCUGUCUCCAGGCAGCGUCGUAGCCUCGUUCGACCUCGUGUUCCUUCCUAACAGCGUGCAGGACAUCAACAGCAUCGCCGUUAAUCUGGUGGAAUCCCUGCAGCGCAGCACGCAGUUCACCCUUGACCCGAACGCCACCACCAUCACGGAUGUGAAGGAGUGCGCACUGGGCGAGGCCGACUGUUCCCCCUGGGCCGAGUGUGUGGACACCUUCGGUUCAUACACCUGUGUGUGUCGCCAUGGUUACACUGAUGCAAACCCCAUGAGGCCGGGGCGCACCUGCCAAGCCACAGCUUCCACUUCUCCUCCGAUCAUCACGAGUCGCUCCACACCCGUCAUCUCUACAACUUCCAAUACGAGCGCAGUCAACCAUAACACAUCCACAGACAUGACUGCAUUCUCCUCCUCCUCCUCCUCUUCAUCCACAGCUUCCACACCUGUAACACAGGGCGCAGACGGAUCACCGGCAGAGUCCAAACUCACCAAAUCAACAGACUCACCAUCCAGCACUUUUUCUUCAAGAUUAUCCAACAGUGUCAUCAAUGUUACACAAGCUUUAUCCUCCUUCUCCUCCUCCUCCUCCGUGCCUGUCAUCGUUCAAACGGAGAGCAUCGAGGUGGAGUGCGGUCCCGGCUUCAUGCUUGUCACCGUCUUACGAUAUUUCCUGGAGCUGAAGCACAUCGCUGCGUCCUCGCUGUACCUGGGCGAGCCCAGCUGUAGCCUGACUGAUGGGAACGCCACCCACGUCAAGCUCUUUGUGGCCUGGGGAAUGUGUGGCGCUCAACUGCGGAAUAACAGCCAGAACAGCACGGUGCAGGUGACUCUCCACAGCACAGACUCCCGGCUCCAGGUUCCUGUCAUCUGCACCUACAUCAACAGCUUCAUCAUCUCUGCAGGAUACGGCUCCUCCGGGUACGAUACGAUUAACAACGUGGUGGAGGGAUCCGGGAUGUACCACGUGACGGUGCGAUUGUUGAACGGGUCGUACCCUCUGCCUCAGAACUACACCCUGUCCCCUGAUGAUGAGGUCGUGGUGGAGGUGGGGCUGAGCUCCAACAUGUCUCAGAUUAAAGUGGUCAUUAAUAAAUGCUGGGCAAAUCCCAGCAACAACCCGGUGGAGCUUCCCAACAGCGUCUUCUUCGAAAACAGUUGUCCUGUUCCAGAGAAGUACACGCGUGUGCUGCAGAACGGUGAAUCCACUCGCUCUCUGCUGGCUGUGAAUCUUUUCAACCUGGUGGAGUUUGACGUGAUUUACCUGCACUGUCAGAUUCAGAUCUGCGUGGAGACGUCCACAGCCACGUGUCGCCCUGGCUGUAGCGCUUCCCGGCUGGCCAGAACCUCCAGAGACGCUAACGUGGUGGGGAUGGCUAAAGCCUCGUGCGGUCCUGUACUCAAGUCACAUCUGGAAGUGACCCUACAGGACGCGGUGUGGAACAUGCGCACUAUCGGCUUCGUCCUCUUGGCGCUGGGAGUGUGUGUGUUGGCGCUCGGGGCCGGGGCUGUCGCCAUGUUCUGCAGACGCAGGAGGGGAACCUACAGCUUCCGCUUCAGACCACGUGAGGAGAACUUCACCUACCACGUCUUCAGUACCUGAACGCCUGAACACGUGAACACGUGCGCUCGCUCCAUCACUCCGCUCCAUUUACUCUGCUUAGUCCAAUCAGGCUGUAGCACGCUGCUGCGCGUUAGUGUGUGAAUAUUACUGUUUUUAUUAUUAUUAUUAUUGUUAUUACUAUUAUUAUUAUUAUUAUUGCUGAGCAAUAUUUACAUCAUCAUCAUCAUCAUCAUCAUCGUUUGCAUCUUUAUCAGUUCCCUCCUGCUGUAAAUGUACAGAGUAAAUCUAUAACCUUAUAAUGUUCUAAACACAAAGUGAUGUACGGAUACAGUUUA
Messenger RNA from Clarias gariepinus (North African catfish), 3556 nucleotides. RefSeq names its product uromodulin-like 1 (gene umodl1). The transcript has 17 exons. The record is from RefSeq and is a predicted model, not a curated record. NCBI's taxonomy places the organism in Eukaryota, Metazoa, Chordata, Actinopteri, Siluriformes, Clariidae. Gene Ontology annotation, cellular component: extracellular region; cell surface. Gene Ontology annotation, molecular function: protein binding; calcium ion binding; peptidase inhibitor activity. Bases 57 to 3260 code for a protein of 1067 amino acids.